AUGGCAAAGGAUAGAAAGCAAACUACAAAGGGAAGCAAGCCUCUGGAGAAACUGAGCAGCGAGGCGACUCCACCUCCUACAGUGUACAACGACCAUGAGAAGAAGAAACAAGCCCUCAUCACCAGAACAAUCUGGUCUCUCGUCAUGCUUGGGGGCUUUCUUUUCGUUCUAGCAAGCGGCCACUUGCCCCUCAUCGGCUUUGUCAUCUUGUGUCAGAUUCUCACAUUCAAAGAGAUCAUUGCCUUGACGGCAGAGCCGGCCAGAGAUAAGAACAUCCCUUGGAACAAGUCAUUGAACUGGUACUUCUUGAUCUGUACCGUCUACUACUACGACGGUGAAUCGGUCUUUGAAUUUCUCCAGGACGAGAUUCUUUCUUCCAACGCAUUGUUUUUCUUCUACAAGAGUCACAAGUUCCUUGCCUACUCUCUCUACAUCGCAGGCUUCAUCUUCUUUGUUUUCACCUUGAAGAAGGGCUUUUACAAGUUCCAGUUUGCUCAGUUGUGUGCUACCCACAUGACGUUGCUUCUAGUGGUCUUCCAGUCGCACUUGAUCAUUGAGAACAUCCUCAACGGUAUCAUUUGGUUGUUGGUCCCAGCAUCCCUUGUUAUCGUUAAUGACAUCUUCGCUUACCUUUGCGGUAUUACUUUCGGCAGAACUCAGUUGAUUGAAAUUUCUCCAAAGAAAACGGUCGAGGGUUUCCUCGGUGCAUGGAUUUGUACCGGUGCUGCCGCAGUGUUGGUCGCAUGGUUGUUGUCCAUGUCAGACUACUUGAUCUGCCCAGCCACCAACUUGUCCACCACAGUGUACAAUUACCCUCACUGUGAGCCAAAUCCUGUUUUUAUCCCCCAAAUUUACCAAUUGCCAGAUAAUGUCGCGGAGUGGGUGGGCCAGACUACCGUCACCUUCAAGCCCCUUUAUUUCCAUAGUGCAGUGAUUGCUACUUUUGCUUCUCUCAUUGCUCCAUUCGGCGGCUUCUUCGCCUCGGGCUUGAAAAGAGCCUUUGGUAUCAAGGAUUUUGGCGACACAAUCCCUGGCCAUGGUGGUAUCACUGAUAGAUUUGACUGUCAGUUCUUGAUGGGUUCAUUUUCCUACUUGUACUUCCAGACAUUUAUCUCGUCAAGCAAUAUUGGCUUGGGUAAAAUAUUGCAAAUGGCCGUAUUCAACUUGACCACAGCCCAGAUUUUCCAGUUGACCCGGGCCUUAGUGAAGUACUUGCAUACUUCCGGUCAACUCAGCGAAGAAAAAUUGCAAACUGUUCUCGACUUAUUGAACUGA
This is a messenger RNA of Candidozyma duobushaemuli, 1275 nucleotides long. RefSeq names its product phosphatidate cytidylyltransferase (gene CDS1). Gene Ontology annotation, cellular component: endoplasmic reticulum membrane. The transcript has a single exon. The record is from RefSeq and is a predicted model, not a curated record. Lineage: Eukaryota; Fungi; Ascomycota; Pichiomycetes; Serinales; Metschnikowiaceae. The coding region runs from base 1 to 1275 and encodes 424 amino acids. Gene Ontology annotation, molecular function: phosphatidate cytidylyltransferase activity.